Molecule: messenger RNA, 604 nt
Organism: Musa acuminata subsp. malaccensis (wild Malaysian banana)
Lineage: Eukaryota; Viridiplantae; Streptophyta; Magnoliopsida; Zingiberales; Musaceae
Cellular component (GO): membrane
Source: RefSeq, a predicted model, not a curated record
UCCGUGUAGUUGACUCUGCAGAAGGCUGCCUUGGUCGGCGGUGAGGGGAGACCGAAAGCAAUAUGGUGGUCACGAUCGAUCCCAAGGUGUGGCAUAAGGCCGCUGCAAUCUCCGGCGUUGCUGCGCUUGGCCUUGGGACUUACGGCUUUCAUGUCUUCAGCCCCCAGAACCCAUCUUUCAAAGAGGUUUGGCGCACCGCCGCCCUCUACCACUUGGUCCACACGGCCGCCUUGGUUGGAGCUCCGAUCACCAAAUUCCCCAACAUCUUCGGAGGGCUUCUGACUGCCGGUAUCUUGGCCUUCUCGGGAUCGUGCUACAUGGCGGCUUAUUUUGAAGACAAAAAUUACUCUUUUCCUGCGCCAUUUGGUGGAUUUGCAUUUGUUGCUGCUUGGGCUAGCUUACUCUUCUGAUGUAUAUAAUGUACAUUCGGGAAUUUUAUAUUGCAUGAAAGCAACAGUGCAGUAUGCCAGUUACUCUUCUGACAUAUUGCAUGAAUUUUAUAUAUGCUCUCUGUGCCUCGGUGCAAUAUACUGGUCUAUUUAAGAUUGUAAUCAUUGUCUUAAAUAAUUGGAUGUUUUCAGUGAUACUUUUUGUUGCUUAUAAA